GAAGUCUUUGCUGAACAUGUAACAUCGUAGUCAGGUGGGAUUGGUUAGAUUGCGUGUCUAUCUUUCUGCCUUUUCCUUACAGUGUCUGGAAUUUAAAAUGAAACCACUACAUGUCAGACGGUGAAAAUUGAGCGCAGGUUAAAGGAAGCGGUUCUCCAGUGAGCGAGCAGAACAUAUCGGUGUCAAAAGAUAACUAAUAAUGCAGGCGGGGCUAAGUGAAAGUGAGCAGGCAACGGGCAUUAUUUCUCGAGCGACUGCCCUUACGGAUGUAGACUCCGAGGCAGAGUCCCACUUGGACGGACGUUCAGAAGAGGUGGACAAGGAAACCAGGAGCCGGGCUUACACUUGGUGUAAGGAAUUUCUCGCUGGGUCCUGGAAGCUCAUCUCUGAGAACGAUUUUGAGAUCGACAUUGUCAGUGGAGGAUUAAGUAAUCUGCUGUACGUGUGCUCUCUGCCAGAGCACGUUCUAAGUGUUGGAGAUGAACCUCGCCAAGUGCUUCUCAGAAUUUAUGGAGCCAUUUUGCAAGAUGUUGAUUCCAUUGUGCUAGAGAGUGUGAUGUUUGCUAUUUUGGCAGAGCGAGCACUGGGUCCACGGUUGUAUGGAGUAUUUCCACAGGGACGGUUAGAACAAUACAUUCCAAGCAGACGGUUGAUGACACAUGAGCUAAGUAUCCCUGAGAUUUCAGCGGAGAUUGCUGAAAAGAUGUCUCGAUUCCAUGGAAUGGUUAUGCCCUUCAACAAGGAACCAAAAUGGCUUUUUCGGACCAUAGAAAGAUACAUGAAGCAAAUUAUGACAUUGAAAUUCACAAGGGAAGCCCAUAUUAAAAAAUUUAACAAACUGAUGAAGUACAAUCUACAAGAUGAAAUGAAAAUCCUACGAGCAAUGCUGGAGGCAACUCCCUCGCCAGUAGUAUUCUGUCAUAAUGAUGUUCAAGAAGGUAACAUUCUAAUGCUUGCAAACCAGGAUGUGAGCUCCAGUGAAAAGCUUAUGCUGAUAGAUUUUGAAUACAGUAGUUAUAAUUACAGAGGUUUUGAUAUUGGAAACCAUUUUUGCGAAUGGGUAUAUGACUAUACCUACAAUCAAUGGCCAUUUUUUAAAGCUAACCUAGAGAAUUACCCAAAUAGACAGCAACAGCUGCAUUUUAUUCGUCAUUAUCUAUCAGAAAAUGCGGUAAACAAUGCAAAUAUAGCACAUGAAGAUCAAGCAAAAAUUGAAGAAGAAAUGAUCAUAGAAUCAAAUAGAUUUGCGUUGGCUUCACAUUUUAUGUGGGGUUUAUGGUCUAUUAUACAGGCUAAAUUAUCGACUAUAGAGUUUGGGUACAUGGACUAUGCCCUGUGUCGAUUUGAGGCUUACUUCCAGCAGAAAGCUUUGUUUGCUUAGUCGUUUUGUCUUUUCAAGGAGGCCAGAUGAAAGACUAUUUGAGAUUGUAUUUCUCAGAGUAGCUUCUGUGUAUUCUGAUUCCAGCUAUCACCAUUUGCACAGUUUGUUUUAAUUUUUUUACGUUAAUUAUUUAUUUUAGACCUGUAAGUCCUUCAAAAAAUGGUGCCUACAUAAAGUAAGUCACUAUAACCUUUGCUGAAACAGUGAAGGCCAAAUGUCUACCAAAGAAAGAUGGUAAACACAGAAAGAGAGGGCAAAAAUAGGCUCAUUUAUUACAAUUGUCUAUACCAGCAUUUUGUUUAGAGUAAUUUAUUAUUCAGCAUAAAAAUUGCAAUGCAAUUCUGAAUAUUCACCUCCAUUUUAUUCAAGAAAUGGGAACAAAUGUUAGAGAACAGUAGGUCCGUGUUAGUGUCUAGAAAUGUCAAGUCAAGAUCUUCAUUUGGGAUAUACUGUUUUGCUACCUGAUACUAUGGCGCUUCAUCUAAAGGGUUCAUUUUCUGUAGGAAAGAGACAAACAUCCAGGGGGUAGCAAAUAUCAUGUGUAAAGAUGCUACUCUGGUUUAUUAAUACAUUUUCCACCCCUUUUUAUUUUUUGCUGUCAAAAUUAAAUUAUUACAAGUAUAUUAAUGUACGGUCAAAGGUAACGGUAAAUGAAUGUAUUGAUAGACUUUUACAUUUUUUUUUAAACGUGCAAUAUAUAUGUUAAAUUACCAUGACCACAAUACAAGUGCAGACUAUGACAGUAUACAGUAGAGUAAAUCCUGUCAUUAUCAUCAACAUUUUCUUAAAGCAUUUCAGAAUUAUAAAGCAAACAGCAGGAGACUAGAAAUACUUUGCUUGUAUGUGACAAUAUUUAGUUACGAUUUGUUUUUUUCCAAAGCUAUUUAUUAGUUUUUUUUAUGCAGGUUCCGGUGGUACACUUCACAAAUUAUUAGGCCCAAGGCAAAUGGCAUUGCUUCCACACACAACUGCACACUCGAGGCACCACUAUGACAUCUCUUGUCAUGUGAAUACCACAUGAAACAAUCUAAACACAUUAAUAAAAUAAUUCUAAAAUUACAAUAAAAUCAUCAAAAAAUCAAUAAAAUGAUAAAAAUGCAUUUAACAGGACUAUGAAGCACCUUGUUAAUGCUGGCAGCUUAUUCCUUGAGCUAAGACUACUGCACUCUCUUCAGCUCGUCACAUUUGUUUAACCCCCAACUGCUGACUACCCGAAAUGAGUGCUGUUGGACGCUACGUAUCUUGCUGCUGGAUGUCUUGGGCAGCCGGCAGGACCCAUUCAGAAACCUUUGACUAAUCAACAGACUCCUUGAGGCCUGCAGCACAUUCUUGUCAAUGACCCUGAUUAUUAUAAGAUGAUAGAUAAAGAGUCUCGUUAUGGAACAAAUGAACGCUCAUAAGGCCAAUAGCCAGGCUCAUUUUGUUGAUUUGUGAGCAUAAGUUACUUGUAAGUUUAGACUAAUUCCAGAAUUAAAAAUAGGUAUGUUCUUAGAACUCCACCAUUUCCCAACAUACUGAUGAAAUUAGAGUCUUGUAGAGUAAAACUGAAACACUUAAAAAUCAAAGCUGGUAGAAAAGGAAGACGGGGACCGUUGAAAUUAUUUUUUUUGGUCCAGAGCAUGGAUGAGAUGAUUUCCAACAUUGAAAAGGCCCACAGAAAGUAUCAAUGUGAUCAAUUCCUGUGCUCUCAUCAUCCAGUUUUUAAGAUGUGCUAAUAGCUGUAUGACAAUUAAAGUUUUACAAAGAGACCUUUACUACAGCAUACUGACAUCCUUGAAAAGCAAGCCUAUAAAUACAGUUGUGAAGAAAGUAAAAGAUGUUGGGCUGUAUACAUUUAUGUUGUACCCAUCAUCUCUUAAACAUCGACUGGUAGGCACCUGCUGUUUCUUCAGUUCUCCAGCAGAUGUGCUUUGAGUGGCUGAGGUCUUUUCCCAUUUAAUGAUUGUUCAGUCUGGUUUGUCAAGACUCUCCACAAGGAAAUCCUAUAGUGACCGUGCUUACUAAUCGAGGUUCUUAACUCUCCUCCUUGUAACUAGUAUUGCAAAUUUGCAAAUAGUUCAUGGUUUUAGUUUUGGACUUUGAUAAAUUCUGUUUCCACCAUUGAUUGAUUGAUUUUUUUUUUAAAUUUGAAUUUCUUCCGUAGUCAUGGAAUAUUCUUUAUUUUCUCCAUGUCGUAAAUCCCAGUUACAAAUUGGUUAUGUAUUUGCCAAGCAAAGGUCUCACUUAUUCUAUUUCUCCCACCCUUCAUCCUGUCAGAUCAGAAGAUUGUUCUUCUCAAAAUCCAUAAUCCUCACUUGCAGACCCAAGCCAGCAGAUGGAGAUUAUAUUUUUAUAAAAUAAUUCAGUGAUCAGUUAUCCAUGAAACAAAAUGAACAGUCACACUUCUGGUUUUGUGCCUCCAUCUCCCCCCCACACAAAGAUGCCAUGCCUCCUAUCCUGUGUUCUCAUUGAUUUAAGCUAGUGACAUUAACAAAUUACUUAUUCAGCAUAUUAGAUGGCACUGGACCAAAUGUGCUUAUAAUCCCAGGCGCAACAUAUUGCUGUUACAUAUUAAUUGUUUUUCAUCCCAAAAAGAAAAAGUGCUAAACAUCUGACACAAGUCCACACACAUCAUGCUUGCUGCCACACCAGUUGCCAGUAGUGUAUAUCCAUAAUAAAAGUUGAUCUUUUAUUAAUUUGUCAACAUAUACUGUAACUAAAUUAUGUUCAAUACUGAACAGAAUUUAUUUUUAACUUUAAAAGGAACGCUAAAGAAAUUCAGAUUACAGUUCCUGAAAGUUAGUAGCAAAAUGUUUUCAACUGCGAAUCAUCAAUUCAUUCCAUAACAACAUUCCUUUUGACUAGAAUAGUAGUCGGUAGAAUUCAGAUUACUCCACAGUCUCAAACUCUAAUUUGCAUGUCCUAUGGACCUUUAACCAGAUCCUGAUGAAAUAAAGGAGAUUCUACAGAGGAAAAACAUUUUCAUAUGUGCAACAAUAACCACAUUAAGAAGCUUUGUAAAGUCUUUCAAGCAUUUAAUUUCUUGGUUGUUAGUUAGAAAUGCUUUUCUGGUUGUUUCAUGUUCUCUGUCAGAUGAGAUUGAGAGCUGUGGCUUUGUUACCUGACCUGUUGGGUGAGGAACUUGACCUGGGCUGCCUAGAUGAGCUUGGCUUUUCUUACAGUAUACCAGGGUUCUUCCGAAUUAUUUUUCAAAAUAUUUUUUGUCAUUUUAGAGACGUGUAAAUUGAUUACUUCUCAUUAUGGCCUUGCUCCUUCUCCGCAUGUCGACACCAACAGUUUACCAGCUUCUAAAUGCUUUUCAUUUGGAUUGGGCAAUAGACCUGCAAUGCUUGUUUCACCUUAUCACCUGCAAGUUGACAGUCAUUCUUCAUUGUAAAGCGAUUUCCUCUGUCAUUUGCUUUUCUCUUCGGUGGUUGAUGCUUAUGGUUGUCCUGAGUGGUCUGCAUCCUUUACACAUCUUCAUCUUGUUUUGAAUGUUUCCAUUCACUUUUAUAUACACUCACCGGCCACUGUAUUAGGUACGCCUGUUCAACUGCUUGUAAACCUAAGUACCUAAUUAGCCAAUCAGAUGGCAGCAAUUCAGUGCAUUUAGCCAUGUAGACAUUGUCAAGAUGACCUGCUGAAGUUCAAACCGAGCAUUGGAAUGGGGAAGAAAGUUGAUUUAAGUGAUUUUGAACAUGGUAGGGUUGUUGGUGCCAGACGGACUGUUCUGAGGUUUCAGAAACUGCUGAUCUACUGGGAUAUUUAUGCACAAGCAUCUAUAGGAUUUAUUGAGAAUGGUCAGAUUUAAAAGUGAGUGGCAGUUCUCUGAGCGAAAAAUGCCUUAUUGAUGCCAGAGGUCAGAGGAGAAUGGCCAGACUGGUUUGAGCUAAAAGAAAAGUAACAGUAACUCAAAUAACCACUCAUUACAAAGGAGGUAUGCAGAAGAACAUCUCAACAUGUUGAACCUUAAAGCAGAUGGGCCACAGCAAAAAGAGAGCAACACCGGGUGCCACUUCUGUCAGCUAAGAACAAGCAACUCAGGCUGCAAUUUACACAGGCUCACCAAAAUUGGACAAUAGAAAAAUAGAAAAACAUUGCUCGAGUCUCGAUUACUGCUGCUACAUUCGGAUAGUAAGAAUUUGGGGUCAACAACAUGAAAGUAUGGAUCCAUCCUGGUGAUGUAGGUAUAAUGAUGUGAGGGAUAUUUUCUUGGCACACUUUGAGCCCCUUAGUGCCAGAUUGAGCAUCACUUAAAUGCCAUAGCCUACCUGAUUGUUGUUGCUGACUAUGUCAAUCCCUUUAUGACUCAAAUGUACCCAUCUUCUGAUGGCUACUUCCAGGAUAAUGCACCAUGUCACAAAGCUCAAAUCAUCCCACAUUGUUUUUUUAGACAUGGCAAUGAGUUCACUGUACUCAAAUGGCCUCCACAGUCACCAGAUCUCAAUCCCAUAGAGCACCUUCGGGAUGUGGUGAAUAGGAGAUUCACAUCAUGGAUGUGCAGCCGACAAAUCUGCAGCAACUACGUGAUGCUGUCAUAUCAGUAUGGACCAAAAUCCCUGACAAAUGU
Messenger RNA from Polypterus senegalus (gray bichir), 5930 nucleotides. RefSeq names its product choline kinase beta (gene chkb). The transcript has 12 exons. Gene Ontology annotation, biological process: CDP-choline pathway; phosphatidylethanolamine biosynthetic process. Lineage: Eukaryota; Metazoa; Chordata; Cladistia; Polypteriformes; Polypteridae. Bases 200 to 1381 code for a protein of 393 amino acids. The record is from RefSeq and is a predicted model, not a curated record. Gene Ontology annotation, cellular component: cytoplasm. Gene Ontology annotation, molecular function: choline kinase activity; ethanolamine kinase activity.